UUUCCAAAGGCUCUGUCGAGCCUACAUUGAAUCUAUACGUUCUCUUUCACCCCAUUGGUAACUACUUCUCUGACUCCAACCCAAGAAAACUUGUCACCAGAGCUUGGGACUUCCUUGAUACGACAACCACUUGCCAUAUUCCGGAACGGGUAAAAGGAGGAUUCCUCACGAGCUGGACCUCCACUCUUUUCAGAAGAAUUCAUCAACUCAUUGAAAUCACCAACUAAGCACCAUCCAGCAUUCCUGUUCAAGCCAAUAGUCUUAAGAUUGUCCCAGACUAUCUGACGUUUAUGACGAACAGGAUCUCCAUAUACAAAGGAGAUAAAAUAAACCAGGUCUCGUUGCUUUACUCUGGCAUCAAUGAUUCUAUCACUCGAUGAUAAAAUUUCUACUUCGUGUGAAUUUCGCCAGAACAAAGCCAAGCCACCACUGAGACCCACUGGGUCCACCAAGAAACUGUGAUCGAAGCCCAACGAUCUUUUGAAACCCUCAACGUGAUCACUAGAGUUUUUAGUCUCUAGGAGAAACAGGAAGUCAGGGAGAUGCUCACGGCACAUCUCCUCCAGACGUCGAACUGUCAGGACGCUUCUCAAGCCCCGACAGUUCCAACUGAGCGUCGUCAUUGAGGACUGGAUGGUUUCUGGUGAACCAUCAAACCUUCAGCUUGUUUUGACAUCUUCGAGGAAACUUCCAUCUUCAAAUUUCUUUACAAAAUAGAAUAAUUAAGCGUGAUUUUAAAAAAAAAAUUAACAAAGGGCCAACUAUUAACCAAUGUAGGUUUUUGUUGUUGUUGUUGCUAAGACGCCAAGCUUGUUUAGAAGUUUAAGAAAGUUCAUUUAAGUAAGAAUUCAUUGCAUAAUUUGUGGUUUCUUUCCAUCAUUCUAUUUUGUUUAUCAAUAUCAAUUAGGAUUUGAAAACUUACCUUAUAUAAGUUCAAAAGUCAAAACCCUCAAUCCUAACCCGUAAAUAUAGCAAACGGAUAAAGUGGGUAGGUUUGAUCCAUGAGUUUUACUUCGCAUUGGCAUCUUUAAUUAUAUAUAGUGUUUAUCUUGUUACUGGUUAUAGACUUAUAGGCAAGUAGAAAAUGAUUUGAAGAUGAACAAGAAAAACGAUAGUGUUUUUUUUAGCGGCGAACAAAGAGCAAAAGUGUUUAUCCUUUUUAUCCUUUUUUUCUUAUGUGUUAUAAAAAUGUUAAAUUUGUAAAUUUGGUAUGUAUGCCGAAACUAUUUAUGUUGGUUUGUAUACAGUUACGAAUAUGCAUAUUACUAAUCAGACGUUGUGUUUUAAUUUUAGAAUACAAUUAUUUUUUUAUUUUUUAUUUCAGCACUAAACAAUUAGGAUACUAUAAAUUAUAAAACAAUCAUUAAAUUCACGCAUCACCUUACCUGUUCUAGAGAGAUAGUACUCCUGUUAUUCUGUGUAUUUUGUAAAUCUUUCUGUAUUAAUUUGAGUUGAAAUCCAGACUUCGUAACGCAAAAUCAUUAAUGAAUUUGGAUUAAAAGACUUCCACGAAUCCUGUUACAUUUUCUUUACAAUAACAGUGAAAAUUACGCUAGUGCACAUUUUAUUAUGUGUUAUAUAAAUAUUAAAUUAUAAAUUUGGUAUAUAUGCCGAGACUAUUUAUGUUGGUUCAUAUAUGGUUUCGAACAUACUUUUUUGUCAACAUAUUCCACUAAACGCUAAAAUAUCCAAGAUAUUACAUAGUUUUUACAAGCCAUUCUUGCUUGCUUAACAAGAACAUCAACAAGAGUUAGAGAUUCUCAAGAUACAGAAUGGAAAGUGUGAUACUUCCCUUAGUCUUCUAACACGUCUUGUAACACAGGUGCAGCCUCUGUGAUACAGACAUGAGCAACCUCUGUGGUACGGGCAGGCUGGAUGUUUUGAUAAGUACGAAUAUUACUAAUCAGACGUUAUAUUUUAAUUUUAGAAUACCAUUAUUUUUAACACUAGAUAAUCAUGUUAUUAUAACUAUAAGCCGAUAAUUCUAUUUGUAUUAUAAGAAUUCAUGUUUAAUUGCACCAUCUAAACCACUUUAAUUUAUCGCAUACAUAUUUCUUGUAUAUUUUUGCUCCAUUAAUUUGCAUAAUUUCAUUUUUUUAAACUCGAAAUCUAAACUUUCUAAUAUUCAUUAGUAAAUAUUUAGUCAAACUACUGAAUCAAUAAGGUUUCACAAACCCUAUUACAUUUUCUUUAUAAUAACAGUGAAAAUUACAUGAAAAUAUUGAACGCUAAUAUAAACAAAAACCCUGACUCGCGAUACUAGUUUUUUUACCAACUUUAAAUCAAACAAAAAUUAUCUACUGAUGUAUCCCCAUCUCUAUGUAGAUAUUGUUCAAUUUGUUUCCAUAUAAGAAUGUAAUCUUAUUGCAUCGGCGGCGAUCCUUCUUCCUUUUCUAUGAUUUUUUGCUGUAAAAAUGCUGGUUGCUUCCCUGUAAUCUUGUAAAAUUAAUGAAAAUCUUUUAUAAGAAAGUAUACUGAUUUAUUUAUAAAUUCGCUUAUUUAUUUUACAAGAACAAAUAAAGAAUAUGGAUUACAGUUCUAAGAUGAUGAAGCCUACACUCUAACACCAUCCUAUAUUUGGAAGUUUCAGGCUACAAACAAACUGGCUUCCUUUUAUCAACCAUUAAUACAAUUGAUUCACAGCUUUGAUCUCUUCUCAGUAUUAAUUUGUGGAAGCAAUUUUAAAAAUAAAUAUAAAUAUAAAUGAAUUUUACUAUCUCCACCAAUUAUAAGUUUUAAUACAAUUAAAUUAGUAAUGGAAAAUAUAUUCACCGCUUUGAUUUCAUAUUAUUAAUUUCCCUAAACUAAAAGUCUAAAACAUAAUGAAAUUCAUUGGUUGCUUUAAUUACCAGAAAACAAAUAAAUUCACAUUAAACCCCUUCGAGAAGAAAAAGCAAAAACGUCAGACACGUGUCAAAUACAGAGUGAGAACAGGAGACACAAAGUUGGACUGGGUUUUACAUAUCAAACUCCUUUAUACCCUCGACUAACAAGCACACAACAACUUGAACAAGUAAGGGUAACAUAGUCCUUUUAAGUAGCUUCAAAUAUGCCCGGGGAUCAUGGACGGACGCUUAUAUGCAGCUUCGACACCUAAUAAUCUAACUGAAUCACAAACCGAGUCCCCAAAACAAAACAGAAAAAUAUCUCUCAGAGAUCGAUCAUAGAGAAGAAAACAGAAUCUUGAUCGACCUCGGAGAAGAAGAAGAGAAUAAUCAAUGGCGGCCGCUUCUAAUGGGAGUGAGUAUUUCGACAUCGACGUCGAGACGGGAAGAAAAUCGUUCGCGCGGCCGUCGAACGCUGAGACAGUGGAGCAGGACGAAGAAGAUCUGAGAUGGGCGGCGAUCGGACGGUUACCGUCGCAGAGACAAGGGAGCCAUUUAGCGACUUUGCGUCGGUCGCAAACUUCUGGUUACGCAGACGGGAACGUCGUGCAGACGAUUGACGUAAGGAAGCUCGAUCGUUCGGAUCGUGAGAUGGUUGUUCGUCAAGCUCUCGCCACUAGCGAUCAGGAUAAUUACAAGCUUCUCUCUGCUAUCAAGGAACGGCUCGAUAGCGUGUUUUAAGCAGUUUGAGAAUAAUGAAGACUAGAAAACACAAGCUAACCAUAUUGAAAGAUAUCAGUGGUAUUAUCAAACCAGGAAGGAUGACUUUGCUAUUAGGACCACCAGGUUCCGGAAAAUCGACUUUACUUCUUGCUCUCGCAGGAAAACUUGAUCAAACUUUAAAGAAAACGGGUAACAUCACUUAUAAUGGAGAGAGUUUUGAUGAGUUCCAUGUCAAAAGGACUUCAGCAUAUAUUAGUCAAACAGAUAAUCACAUUGCUGAACUUACUGUUCGUGAGACGCUUGAUUUUGCUGCAAGAUGUCAGGGCGCAAACGAAGGCUUUGCAGGUAUAAUGAAAGAUCUAACCCGAUUAGAGAAAGAAAGGAGUGUACGUCCUUCUUCUGAGAUUGAUGCUUUCAUGAAGGCUGCUUCUGUGAGUGGUAGUAAGCAUAGUGUUUCCACGGAUUAUGUGCUUAGGGUGCUUGGUCUUGAUGUAUGUUCUGAUACAAUGGUUGGUAACGAUAUGAUGAGAGGUGUUUCAGGAGGUCAGAGGAAAAGAGUAACAACAGGAGAGAUGACCGUGGGGCCAAGAAAAACAUUGUUUAUGGAUGAAAUAUCUACUGGUCUGGAUAGCUCAACGACUUUCCAGAUUGUGAAAUGUGUCAGAAACUUUGUCCAUUUAAUGGAUGGAACCGUUCUCAUGGCACUUCUUCAACCUGCACCCGAAACAUUUGAUCUGUUUGACGAUUUAAUUCUUCUCUCAGAAGGUUACAUGGUAUACCAAGGUCCUCGACAAGAUGUGAUCGGAUUUUUCGAGUCUCUAGGAUUCCGUCUCCCACCACGUAAAGGUGUUGCAGAUUUUCUCCAAGAGGUGACCUCCAAAAAGGAUCAAGCUCAGUACUGGGCAGAUCCUUCGAAGCCUUAUCAAUUCAUUCCUGUCUCAGACAUAGCGGCUGCAUUCCGAAGCUCGAAGUACGGGCAUGCUGCAGAUUCAAAGCUUGCAACACCAUUUGAUAAGUCAUCCGCGGAUCCUUCAGCUUUAUGCAGAACACAAUAUGCCAUAUCAGGAUGGGAAAACCUCAAAGUUUGCUUUAGACGAGAAAUGCUACUGAUCAACCGGCACAGGUUUCUUUACACUUUUAGGACAUGCCAGGUUGCAUUUGUGGGAUUUGUCACAGCCACAAUGUUCUUGAGAACUAGAUUACAUUCAACAAACGAAGCAUAUGGCAACGAAUAUCUAUCUUGCCUAUUCUACGGCCUAGUGCACAUGAUGUUCAAUGGUUUCUCUGAACUGCCUCUCAUGAUAUCUCGUCUCCCGGUUUUUUACAAGCAAAGGGAUAACUCGUUUCAUCCCGCUUGGUCCUGGUCUAUUGCCAGCUGGUUGUUGCGUGUGCCUUACUCUGUCCUUGAAUCUGUUGUCUGGACUUCUGUGGUAUACUACAGUGUGGGACUUGCUCCCUCACCAGGCAGAUUUUUCCGAUACAUGUUACUCCUCUUCUCGGUGCAUCAAAUGGCUCUCGGUUUGUUUCGUAUGAUGGCUUCUAUAGCAAGGGAUAUGGUCAUUGCCAACACAUUCGGAUCUGCAGCAAUCUUAGCAGUGUUCUUGCUUGGUGGAUUCGUUAUUCCAAAAGAUGAUAUUAAACCGUGGUGGACUUGGGGCUUUUGGGUUUCGCCGUUAUCCUAUGGGCAACGUGCCAUUGCGGUCAAUGAGUUCACAGCCACACGGUGGAUGGAGCCAUCCGCUAUCUCGAAUACUUCAGUUGGAUUCAACUUUCUCAGGCUACGCAGUUUUCCAACAGAGGACAACUGGUACUGGAUUGGAGUAGGGGUCCUCAUUGCUUAUGCACUUCUCUUCAACAACAUUGUCACUGUCGCCUUGGCUUAUCUCAACCCUCUAAGAAAAGCUAGAGCAGUUGUUUUAGACGAUCCGAAUGAAGAAACUCAAACUGCUUCAGCAAAACAAGGAAGAAGUGAGAAAAAAGGAAUGAUUCUUCCAUUCAAACCAUUAACAAUGACUUUCCACAAUAUUAACUAUUAUGUUGAUAUGCCAAAGGAAAUGCGUUCUCAAGGUGUACCAGAGACAAGACUACAACUGUUAUCGAACGUGAGUGGAGUCUUCUCCCCUGGUGUUCUCACAGCUUUAGUUGGAUCAAGCGGUGCAGGAAAGACUACAUUGAUGGAUGUUCUUGCUGGUCGAAAAACCGGUGGCUACAUCGAGGGAGAUAUCAGAAUCUCCGGUUACCAAAAAGAACAACAAACGUUUGCUAGAAUAUCUGGAUACGUUGAGCAGAACGAUAUACAUUCUCCUCAAGUAACCGUUGAGGAGUCCCUUUGGUUUUCAGCUAGCCUUCGUCUUCCUCAAGAGAUUACCAAAGAUCAGAAAAAGGAAUUUGUGGAAGAAGUUAUGAGACUAGUAGAGCUUGACAGUCUAAGAUAUGCGUUAGUUGGUUUACCUGGUACGACCGGACUAUCUACAGAACAGAGGAAACGUCUAACAAUUGCGGUUGAGUUAGUGGCAAACCCAUCGAUUAUUUUCAUGGAUGAACCAACAUCUGGGCUUGAUGCAAGAGCAGCUGCCAUCGUGAUGAGAACUGUUAGGAACACUGUUGACACUGGAAGAACAGUUGUUUGCACCAUUCACCAACCCAGCAUUGACAUUUUUGAGGCUUUUGACGAGCUACUUCUAAUGAAACGUGGAGGACAGGUUAUAUAUGGUGGGAAACUAGGUCAACACUCAAAGGUUAUGGUAGACUACUUUCAGGGGGUUGACGGAGUCCCUGCAAUCUCAAGUGGUUACAAUCCAGCAACUUGGAUGCUUGAAGUAACCACACCCGCUUUGGAGGAAAAAAUCAACAUGGACUUUGCAGAUUUAUACAAGAAAUCUCAACAGUUUAGAGAAGUGGAGGCGAACAUCAAACAACUCAGUGUUCCACCACAAGGCUCAAAGGCAAUAACGUUCGCUUCAAGAUACUCACAAAGCCAAUUAUCUCAGUUUCGACUCUGCCUCUGGAAACAGAACCUUGUCUACUGGAGAAGUCCAGCGUACAACCUCGUGAGAUUGCUCUUCACAACGGUCGCUGCGAUUAUACUCGGCACUGUGUUCUGGGACGUUGGUUCCAAGAGGACUUCCACACAAGAUCUGGUCACCGUUAUGGGAGCUCUCUACUCGGCUUGUCUGUUUCUUGGAGUUAGUAACGCUUCGUCGGUACAACCAAUCGUUUCAAUAGAAAGAACAGUUUUCUACAGAGAGAAAUCCGCAGGAAUGUAUUCUCCAAUUCCGUAUGCAGCAGCUCAAGGCCUUGUGGAGAUACCUUACAUUUUCACACAAACCAUUCUCUAUGGUGUCAUCACUUACUUCACCAUUGGUUUUGAAAGAACAUUCAGUAAGUUUAUACUCUACUUGGUGUUCAUGUUCCUCACUUUCACUUACUUCACCUUCUACGGCAUGAUGGCCGUUGGUCUCACCCCGAACCAGCACUUAGCCGCUGUGAUCUCCUCUGCGUUUUACUCUCUCUGGAAUCUCCUCUCUGGUUUCCUCGUCCAAAAACCUUUGAUUCCAGUGUGGUGGAUAUGGUUCUAUUACAUAUGUCCAGUGGCGUGGACACUUCAAGGAGUGAUACUCUCACAGCUUGGUGACGUGGAGAGCAUCAUUGACGACCCGAUGUUCCAUGGGACAGUCAAGCAGUUUAUUGAACAGGACUUCGGGUUUAAGCCUGGCAUGAUUGGUGUAUCUGUUGCUGUUCUUGUCGGAUUUUGCGCUCUCUUCUUCUCUGGAUUCGCACUUUCAGUCAAGUUCCUCAAUUUCCAGAGAAGAUAAAGAACAAAGGAUGAUGACUACUCUCUUUCUUUAUCUUUGAUCUUUUUGGCUCUUUGUUACAUGUAGUUAGGUUGAUCUUUCUAGUAUACAGUUCAAUUGCAAUUUAUUCAAAUUUGUUCAUUUCUUGUUCGUGAUUACUAAAAGAAAAAGUAUCAUUUGUAAACUUAAAUGCGUUUUUUUAAUUUUAACGGAAGAUAUGGAAAAGGUCAGAUAUUUUUGGUC
Brassica rapa (field mustard) is the source of this 7585-nucleotide messenger RNA. RefSeq names its product ABC transporter G family member 31. Gene Ontology annotation, molecular function: ABC-type transporter activity; ATP hydrolysis activity; ATP binding. Gene Ontology annotation, cellular component: membrane. Lineage: Eukaryota; Viridiplantae; Streptophyta; Magnoliopsida; Brassicales; Brassicaceae. The record is from RefSeq and is a predicted model, not a curated record.